This is a messenger RNA of Cladocopium goreaui, 648 nucleotides long. NCBI's taxonomy places the organism in Eukaryota, Dinophyceae, Suessiales, Symbiodiniaceae. The record is from the annotation of a GenBank genome assembly.
AUGGUCCAAGGUUCAAGUUUCAAAUGCAUCUUAAGAGCGAAGCAGCAGCUGCAUCAUUGCUGUUCGAACAUUGUGGACUUUGGGAUUGGUGUGCAGCGACAAAAAUGGAAAAGGCAUGUGACUCUGGUCAAGGUUGCUGAAGGAAUCGACUUUGAUCGACAUUAUGGCCGUUGUGUCGUUCUGUUUGGUGUGCCCUUCCAAUACACAUUGUCGAGGGAGCUGAGAGCCAGGUUGGAGUUCCUCCGUCAGCACUAUGAUAUCAAGGAGUCCGAAUUUCUAAAUUUUGACGCGAUGCGGCAAGCAUCACAGUGUCUAGGCCGAGUCAUUCGUUCCAAACGUGACUACGGUGUGAUGAUUUUUGCAGACCAGCGGUAUGCUAGAAGCGAUAAGCGCUCAAAAAUCCCAGAUUGGAUCCGGCAUUUCUUGGAGCCAGGGCAUGUUUUUAUGGCCACGGACCUUGCAGUGGAAGCAGCUGGAAACUUUUUAUUGCAGAUGUCUCAACCAUAUGAAGAGAAGAAGGGCAUUGGAGCUUCCGUUCUGACGCCAGAAGCACUCAAGGAUGACUUGUGGGCUGAUCAGCGUAUGACCUGUGUGGCCAACCCAACGGAGACGAUGAGAGACACCAAACAAACAAACCAUGACAUGUAG